Messenger RNA from Heteronotia binoei (common prickly gecko), 4543 nucleotides. RefSeq names its product zinc finger protein 436-like. Gene Ontology annotation, biological process: regulation of transcription by RNA polymerase II. Gene Ontology annotation, molecular function: RNA polymerase II cis-regulatory region sequence-specific DNA binding; DNA-binding transcription factor activity, RNA polymerase II-specific. The transcript is spliced from 5 exons. NCBI's taxonomy places the organism in Eukaryota, Metazoa, Chordata, Lepidosauria, Squamata, Gekkonidae. The coding region runs from base 401 to 3034 and encodes 877 amino acids. The record is from RefSeq and is a predicted model, not a curated record.
ACGUGGGGAGAGAGGAAGAGGAGGAGGCGCCUUCCUGCUCCGCCUGGAGGGGGGGGGGGCGUUAGGGGUUGCAACACCCCCAAGUAGCCGCAUCUGGUGCAAGGGGGCGGGAGGGAAGACCGGCUCUCCCCGCAAAGGGUGACAGCCCUACUUUUUUUCCCCCCUCAGGGAGAAAAUACCAUCAUAAGCACUUCUUGGUGGUGGCAGUUGCCUGGUGUAUGCAGGGACCUCAAGAUAUAGCCACCUGACUGACAGACCUCUGUCAAAUCUCUGGUGUCAACAGGACGUCCUGGCCUAGCCUGAGCCUGCUUCGGUGGGGAGGGAGGGAUACAAAUCAAAUCAAUCAAUAAAAAUAAAUAGUCUGGAGGGCAAACUGUGAUACAGAAGACUCCUUCCCACCAUGUUUGCCUGUGAGAGUUGGGGCCUUGGUGGCCAGACCUCUGUCUAUAAUUGGGACAAGGCUGUCUACCUCUUGGAAGAUAAAAUAGAACCUGAACAAGGAUCAGGGGAUUUGGACCUCCAUUUCAAGGUGCUGCUUGAGCAGGAGAUGUAUCCUGAAAUCACAAUUGAGGAGGAAGAGGAAGAAGAAGAGGAGGAGGAGGAGGAGGAGGAAGAGGAGGAGGAAGAGGAGGAGAUGGAGGGAGGGGAAGUGGAAGUAGAAGUUGAAGAAGAUGGAGAGGUUGUGCAGGAAGAGGAAGAGGAGGUAGUUGUGGGAGAGGAGGAGGAAGAAGAAGAUGAUGAUGUUGAGGAAGAAGAAGAUGAUGAAGAAGAAGAAGAGGUGGAAGAGGUGGAAGAAGUAGAAGUGGAAGUAGAAGAAGAAGAUGAGGGAAGUCCAUCAGGGCUUCAACAAGCAGUAGUACUAACUGAGGAAGGAAACAGUUCUGUGUUUGUAGUAUGUGCUGGUGCUGUUGAGGAACUUCUGGCAUCUGCAACCUCAGCUGAGCCAGAACAACUUGAUGGCCUAGAGCCCCAGCGCUGGGAAGUGCAUUGGGAAGAAGUAGCAGAGUCACUACAGCCUCCACCUACUGAGGUGGAGCCGCCGCCACCACAGGACUCCACGGUUCCUGAGGCAGAACCAAUAGAAGUAGAAUCUGAGGCCUUCUCUACCACCCUAGAGCCAGUAGGGAACACCCACCAGUGCAGGGAGACCUUCAUUGAAGAACGCCAUCAAGAAACCCACCACAGCCCUCCCGGCCCAGAUAGAGGGAGUGGUGGGAGGACACGGUGGUCUGCUUCAGGAGGAGGUAGUUUUGUCCUGGAGACAGCUCGCCGACGGUUCCGGCAGUUCUGUUACAAGGAAACAGAGGGCCCACGAAAGGCUUGUGGCCAGCUGUGGGAACUGUGCAACCAUUGGCUGAAGCCGAAGAACCGCACCAAGGAGCAGAUUCUGGACUUGUUGAUCCUGGAGCAGUUUCUGGCUGUUCUCCCUCCUUCAAUUCGGAGCCAGGUGUGGGAAUGCAGCCCUGAGACUUGUGCACGAGCGGUGGCGCUGGCUGAGGAGUUCCUGGCAAAGCCGACAGAAGCGGAGAGACCAGAAGAGCAGGAUUCAGACCUAUUCGAGGAGGUGGUGGUGACUUUUCCAGAAGAGGAUCAGCCCCUCUCGGACGCUGAGCAGGGAGAGACCUGCCUGGAGGCGGAGCAGAGGGAUGAUGUGGACAUUUGUUUACUGGGUUCUUCCGACACAGAGGCAACUUGGGAUUCUUCGGCAGACGAAGGAGGUUCAGCAGGUGCCAGGACCCCCAGCCGAGCAGACCCCCAGUUUGUAUUUGGAGAACGGCUCAAUGGAGUGAUGCAACAUUUGGGCCCCAAGAGGAUCCGUGUGAGAGAGAAACGCCACCCCUGCAUAGAAUGUGGGAAACGGUUCCGGUGCCAGUCGGAGCUUGCCCUACACCAAAAAGUCCACACUAGGCCAAAAUCCUAUCACUGUGACGAGUGCGGGAAGCAAUUUGGCCGAUCUUCGCAUCUCACUCGGCACCAGAAGACCCACAUGGGUGAAGAAUGUCACCUUUGCACUGAGUGUGGCAAAAGGUUCCGGUGGCCAACAGAACUGGCUAUCCACCAGCUGAUCCACACAGGCCAGCAGUCGCAUUAUGCCUUGGGCCCCGAGACAUUGUUCCAGUGGCCGUCAGAACUCUCAGGCCACCAGAGUAUGUUCAUGGGCGAGAAAACACCUCCAGCAGUUGAGGUUGUAAAAACCCAUACAGUCAAGAAGCCCCAUCUCUGCCCAGAAUGCGGGAAAGGAUUCCGGUGGCCUUCGGAGCUCGCUACACACCAGAAGACCCAUAACAAAAACAAACACUACCUCUGCGCAGAGUGCGGGAAAGGAUUCCAGUGGCCAUCGGAGUUAGCUGCGCACCAGAGAACUCACACUGGAGACAGCUUCCCUCUUGUUGCAGAUUUCGGGAAUAGCAAUGGUCAGCCGCCGCUUCUCACUACCUACCUUGGAGCCAAUGCAGCUGAGAAGCGCCACAUUUGUGGAGAGUGUGGCAAAGCCUUCCGAUGGCCAUCGGAGCUUGCCACGCAUCAGAGAAUCCACACCGGUGAAAAACGUUAUUUCUGCACAGAGUGUGGGAAAGGGUUCAUAUGGCCCUCAGAGCUCGCUGCCCACCAGAGAACCCACACUGAAAAGCAAUCCUACCAUUGCAUGGAAUGCGGGAAAAUAUUCCACGACCUCUAUGGGCUUACGAGACAUCAGAAAACCCACUUGGGAAGCAAAGUGUAUCCCUGUGCUGAGUGUGGGAAAACAUUUAGCCGGCAAUCUCACCUGACUCGGCACCGGAUAACCCACACCGGGGAGAGACCGUAUCCUUGUAUCGAGUGUGGGAAAAGGUUCGGCCGUCAGUCUCAUCUAACUCGGCACCUGAGAAUCCACACUGGUGAGAGGCCAUACCAGUGCGGGGAGUGCGGGGUGCGGUUCAGGCGGAGACACAGUAUGAUCUACCACCAGAGAAUCCACUUGAGAGAGUCCUCUAUUGGACCAGACAUGCCAAACCUUCCUGACCAUCUCCAGAGCCCCAUCCAUGUAACCAUCUGAAACUUGAAAACAGGAACAGUGGGUGGGUAGGUGGGAAGUAGAUUGUCAUGAAAUCCAGCACAGCUCCUCCUGGGCUCCUUUCUCCUACAGAGUUGAGAUUUAUUGCGAUCCUAAGUGGCUGCACCAUGGAAUGCCAGUGGCACGCCCCAGAAUCCAUUGCAGUGUAGCAAAAGACACUGGAGACACAAACACUUGGAUUAGGUGCCCACUGCAAAGGAUCCUGGGAUAGGGACCUGAACACCCCCUUGAUUUAUGUGCUGCUUCAUUGUCAUCCAUCUUGAAAAUGCUGCCCUGGUUAGUCCUGCUGACUUCCCAUGUGUAGCCGCUACAGGAAGAGGGAAACACAUAAGUCUGUGGAAAGAGUCUCUUCCCCUACCCCUCUCCUCAGCAGCUAGAACACUGUUCUCUGAAACAUGUGACAAAUGGUUAAGUGGGUGGGAAGCUGUAUUUCCUGCCUCCCUUAUGCUGGUCUGCAUUCUCCUAUUUUGUACUGUAUCACACAGCGUCUUGGGUCUCUGAGUCUGUGCCUCAGGAGGCUUGUGGAGGGUGACUUCCCAGAAUUUGAGCCUCCCACUCUGUUGGCCUCAGGAUUGCUGGGUUCCACAUGGUGCAGCACAGUUGUGUUUUUUAAUCCUCAUAUAUUGGGGCGAGAGCCACUUCUCCUGUUCUAUGCUGCACUGUGGGAGAUGUGGCUCUCUUCUUCCCCCACCCCCCACCGAGCAUAGGAGCUCAGUUCCAAAUUAAAUCUGGUUAGCUGUUUCUGUGGUAGCAAAUUCUCCUCUUCCUUCCCUCUUACACAAGAAAUCCAGACAAGAAACUUAAUUUGUAAAUCAGCACGAUGCAGGAGUAUCAUCCUUCUCCCCCUCCCCCAGGUACUUUUCACCUUCCAGAACACUUAUUUUCAGUUUAUCUCUCCCACAAUUCCUGUCUUGGAAAACGAAGGGGGAGGAGGGUGGAUCUGCACAGGUUUUCCUUCAUUUUAAUUCUAGGAGGUGGGCUAUUUUUAUCCAAGCUGGCCCUUAAGGAGGGUAGUAAGAGAGAAUCUGAGGUUCUUCUUCCUGAAUAGAAAGGUGAGCUGCCAUAGGAUGGGAAUAAAAUGUCACUUUUUGUGGUUAGGAUUUCCUGAAAGAGUAAUUUAACAAGUAGAUAAUCCAUUGGUCUUGGGAUAUGAGCAAGAAAGAGGGCAAACUCGGACCAGCCAGCUGCAGAAUUUAAGAUGGGGGAGAGAUGUUUCAGCUCUGAACUGUAUUCAGUUUUAUAAAUGACUUCAAAGUUUUGGGAGGCACGGAGCCCCCCCCCCCCCUUCUGUGGCUCAUUUUUUCACCUUCUGUUUCUGCAGAGAUCCUCAAUUAUAGGGGGAGAAAAGGGUAAAGCAUAUUCUUGAAGGACGUUUAUCUUUUUUUUUUCCUCUUUGGAUUAACACUUGAGACAAUUGGGACCUCCUUAAAGACACAAGAAUUGACUCAUUUUUUUUUUUGAAUCAGCUUCAAAUAAAGAGCUUUCUAUAAA